Molecule: messenger RNA, 428 nt
Organism: Habropoda laboriosa
Lineage: Eukaryota; Metazoa; Arthropoda; Insecta; Hymenoptera; Apidae
Gene: Cnep1r2
Product: nuclear envelope phosphatase-regulatory subunit 1
Exons: 4
Coding region: 39-428 (129 amino acids)
Cellular component (GO): cytoplasm; Nem1-Spo7 phosphatase complex
Source: RefSeq, a predicted model, not a curated record
UGCAAUUAGAUUAAAUGUAUACACGAAAGAAAUAAAAAAUGUCUUUAGAUCAAACAGUGUGUGAAGAUCUGAAAGCUUUUGAAAGACGUCUUACUGAAGUGAUUGCUAGCUUGCAACCUGCUACUCUGCGAUGGAGAAUGCUUUUAGGUUUCAUUUCUAUUUGCACUGCUAUUGGUGCAUGGCAUUGGUUGACAGAUCCAAAUACACCAGCUGUAUCAUUUACACAAAGUCUAUGCAACCAUCCAUUCUUUGCAAUUGCUAGCAUUAUUUUAGUGAUAUUAUUUAUGAUGGGAGUUCACAGACGAGUAAUAGCACCAAGUAUUAUAACUCAGAGAGCUAGAAGUGUUCUUGGUAAUUUUAAUAUGAGUUGUGAUGAUACUGGAAAGCUCAUUCUUAAGCCAACAAGGUCAAGACAUCAUGAAACUUAA